Portunus trituberculatus (swimming crab) is the source of this 1426-nucleotide messenger RNA. It is a transcript of the gene Uba5, whose product is annotated as ubiquitin-like modifier-activating enzyme 5. NCBI's taxonomy places the organism in Eukaryota, Metazoa, Arthropoda, Malacostraca, Decapoda, Portunidae. The record is from RefSeq and is a predicted model, not a curated record. Gene Ontology annotation, cellular component: cytosol; cytoplasm. Gene Ontology annotation, biological process: protein ufmylation. Gene Ontology annotation, molecular function: UFM1 activating enzyme activity.
AGUGACGCGUGGAGAGGCAAACAAACAGCUGUUCACUGUCCUGUCCCCUGACUCCCCUCCCGCACACACUGUCACUCUCACCUCCCCGUCACUCUCUCUCUCUCACUACCAACCAUGUCGAUGGAGGCGCUGCAGAGGAGAGUGGCGGAGCUGGAGGAAGAGCUGAAGCUGGUGAGAAAAGCGGGAGGAGGUGUGGAGAGGGAGAAAAUAGCGCAGAUGUCUGGCGAGGUGGUGGAUACUAACCCGUACAGCCGCUUGAUGGCCCUGAAGCGGAUGGGGAUUGUGGAGGACUAUGAGAAGAUUCGAACCUACACUGUGGCGGUGGUCGGGGUUGGGGGGGGCAGUGUGACGGCAGAGAUGUUGACCAGGUGUGGCAUUGGCAAGCUGCUUCUGUUUGACUAUGACAAGGUGGAGCUGGCCAACAUGAACCGCCUAUUCUUCCAGCCACACCAGGCCGGCCAGAGCAAGGUGGCGGCGGCGGCAGCAACACUUCAGUCCAUCAAUCCGGAUGUGGAAUUUGAAACGCACAACUAUAACAUCACAACACUCGAUAACUUUGACCAUUUUCUCAGCCGUGUUAGGGGUGGAGGGCUGGCGGGUGGAGCUGUGGACCUGGUGCUGAGCUGUGUGGACAACUAUGAGGCACGGAUGGCAGUGAACCGCGCCUGUAACGAGCUGGCCCAGACCUGGUUUGAGUCUGGGGUGUCGGAAAAUGCUGUAUCUGGUCACAUUCAAUUUCUCGUCCCUGGGGAGACUGCCUGCUUCGAUUGUGCGCCGCCGCUGGUUGUGGCGAGCCAGAUUGACGAGAGGACACUGAAGAGAGAAGGAGUGUGUGCGGCCUCCCUCCCCACCACCAUGGGUAUUGUGGCCGGCAUGCUGGUGCAGAAUGUCCUCAAGUACCUUCUGAAGUUUGGCCAGGUGUCUCACUACCUUGGCUACAACGCGCUGGUGGACUUCUUCCCAACUAUGACAGUCCGGCCCAACCCACAGUGUGAGGACCAGUGGUGCAGGCAGCGGCAGGCGGAGUGGGCUGAGCGGAAGGCAGCGGAACCCAAGGCUGAGGUGGUGGAGAAGGUGGAGGAGGAGGAGGUGGUGCAUGAGGAUAAUGAAUGGGGCAUCUCUUUAGUGGAUGAAUCUGAACCAGCCACCACCACCACCACCGCCUCCACCACCGCCACCACCACCUUAGCAGAGGGCAUCACCACAGCCUAUGACCGGCCUGCCCCUGACCUUGACCUCCCUGAUGACCCGCCCCCCGCUGAUGACACCUCCUUAGAUGACCUUAUGGCUCAGAUGAAGGCACUGUAGGAGAUGGGACAUGGUGUGUGUGUGUGUGUGUGUGAAAUUUGUCUCUCUCUCUCUCUCUCUCUCUCUCUCUCUCUCUCUCUCUCUCUCUCUCUCUCUCUCUCUCUCUCUCUCUCUCUCU